This is a messenger RNA of Terrapene triunguis (Three-toed box turtle), 928 nucleotides long. RefSeq names its product sphingosine 1-phosphate receptor 4. NCBI's taxonomy places the organism in Eukaryota, Metazoa, Chordata, Testudines, Emydidae. Gene Ontology annotation, cellular component: membrane. Gene Ontology annotation, molecular function: sphingosine-1-phosphate receptor activity. Gene Ontology annotation, biological process: G protein-coupled receptor signaling pathway. The record is from RefSeq and is a predicted model, not a curated record.
CCUCAGGGCUUGCCGGUUCCUCAGAAGAUGCCUGCUCCAGGGCUAAGCCAUUCAGUAGAUCCCUCUCUCCCUCCUCUCUUAACUGACAUCCCCGAGGCCAGGGUUAGCCUGCUGUACAGCGUGGACUCCUGUCUGCAGCUGGCAGCCAGGCAGAACAUCAACCUCAUCCUGCAGCACUACAAUUACACGGGGAAGCUGGGCAGACGGCGGCCCCAGGAGGACAGGAUGGGCCUCCUCAAGGUGGCCUUCAUCGCCAUUAGCUGCCUCAUUGUGCUGGAGAACCUGCUGGUGCUGAUAGCCAUCGUGAGGAGCCUGCGUGCCCGCCGGUGGGUCUACUCCUGCAUCGCCAGCAUCACGGUGAGCGACCUGCUGGCCGGGGUGGCCUAUAUCUGUAACAUCUGCCUGUCGGGCAGCCGGACCUUCCAGCUGACGCCUGAGCUGUGGUUCCUCCGGGAGGGCGUACUCUUCGUUGCUGCCUCCACCUUCAACCUGCUGGUGACGGCCAUCGAGCGCUACAGCACCAUGGUGAGGUCCAUUGCCGAGAACGAGGCCAGCAAGACCUUACGCCUGCGCAGUCUCAUCGUCUCCUGCUGGGCCUUGGCCAUCCUCAUUGGGAUGCUGCCCCUGCUGGGCUGGAACUGCCUGUGUGACUUCCCCAGCUGCUCCACCCUCCUGCCCCUCUACUCCAAGAACUACGUCCUCUUCUGCGUGGUCAUGUUCAGUAUGAUCCUGCUGGGCAUCAUCGGCUUCUACGCCUCUAUCUACCACCUGGUCCGGGCCAGCUCCCAGCAGGCCAUCACCCGCCACAGCCGCAAUAGGUCCCUGCGGCUGCUCAAGACCGUCCUGAUGAUCCUGGGGGCCUUCAUUCUCUGCUGGAGCCCGCUCUUCGCCUUGCUGCUCCUCGACGUCUUCUGCGAGUCCCAGACCU